ACUUCCCACUACCUACUUGAAAAAUUGAAAUCCUUCAUGUAUAUUAACCAUACAUUCUUUCCAUACCUUUGCACCAAUUAACACUCACCCUUUUCAGUUUAUACCAAAUAAAUGAUGUUACAAGCUUCUUUUUUGCGCUUGAUCUCUUUCUUCUUUCUCAUCGCACUCCCUCUUGGAAGAAGCUCUACCACCUUGAAUGUACCAAAGGACAUAAUCAACCAAACAUGCCAAAAAUGUGCCAACCAAUCCAUCAUCUUGAGCUACAAGCUAUGCUCCACUUCUCUUCCGACGGUUCCGGUGAGUCACUCCGCAAAUCUCGAAGGGUUGGCGUUGGUUGCAAUGGAGCUAGCACUAGAGAAUGUCACUAGCACUUUGGCAAUCAUAGAGAAGCUAUUAGAUAGCACAAGUUUGGAUAAUUCUGCUUUGGGGUGCUUAGCAGAUUGCUUGGAACUGUACUCUGAUGCAGCAUGGACAAUACUGAAUUCCGUAGGUGUUUUCUUGUCUGGGAAUUAUGAUGUAACUAGGAUUUGGAUGAGUUCAGUUAUGGAAGCAGCAUCAACAUGCCAACAAGGUUUUACUGAGAGAGGUGAAGCUUCUCCUUUGACACAGGAGAAUUAUAAUCUCUUUCAGUUGUGUGGUAUUGCACUUUGCAUUAUUCAUUUGGCUACACCUGGAGUACCUUAUUCUCAAUUAUUCCACAGAUAAAUUUGGUCGUAUACGCUGUCUUUCUCAUUAAUAAAGUGAGAGACAUCGAUUUAGUAUCUCAAAAUGGACAAUAUUAGUGAGUAUAGUGGAAACGUUUUGUAUCUUAAUAGAAAAGGGAAUUAAAGGAGAAAGACGGAGUAGAGAUGCUAGUGCUAGACAUUAGACAUAGAAAUUAGAAUCAUCUACGUUGUUUUCUUUGUUUUAGUUUUUAUUAGAGCAAAAUCUUUUCUAUGAAUGAAAGGUGUAUUUAUCGUAGAAUUCCUCAUCGA
Glycine soja is the source of this 974-nucleotide messenger RNA. RefSeq names its product putative invertase inhibitor. Gene Ontology annotation, molecular function: enzyme inhibitor activity. The record is from RefSeq and is a predicted model, not a curated record. Bases 112 to 705 code for a protein of 197 amino acids. The transcript has a single exon. Lineage: Eukaryota; Viridiplantae; Streptophyta; Magnoliopsida; Fabales; Fabaceae.